UGCGCAUAUGCUUGCUUGGCCAAACGAAGAGGACGCACUGUUGAGACUUGAAAUGGUGUAGGAAUUUCAUCAGAAUGGUGUAUGAUUUUGAUGUCAGAGAUUUUUGUCAAAACUUGAAGGCCACUAAACCACCUUAUGAAUGUCCCGUUAAAGACUGUGGUAAAGUGUAUAAAAGUUAUUGUGGUAUUCAGUUUCAUCUUUAUAAUUAUGAUCAUGAUAACCCAGAGAAUAACAGUCCUACUCCAACUGGUAAAAAACCUGGUAAGAAGAAGGGAAGAUGGGGCCAUCACAGAUCAAUGCGUAGAUCUCCAACUCCACCAGAAUUUGUUAAACCAGCUCCAAGACUGGAGACUCUAACCUAUGCUGAAGCACAAAGACUGGUGGAAAUUGAUGUUGAUGGUAGGAUUCAUAGGAUAAAUAUAUAUGAACCUUUGGAAAUUAUAUCUCAAGAUCAGAUCGAUAACCAGAGCAAUAAAGAAAAGGAAGAGAAAGCAGAGAAAGUCCCCAAAGUAACUAAGCAGCAUACUGAUAAGAACAAAACUAAAAACAAAGAAACACCAGCACCUGCUGAUAAAAACAAUGAUGGUAAAUUACCAGAGGCACAGUUUAAGAUUGUUGACAAUUAUAUCAAGCCAACUAAUCCUAAACCAAGACCAAACUCAUAUUAUCGUUAUAUUGAAAAAUCUACAGAUGAGUUGGAUGAUGAAGUGGAGUAUGAUAUGGAUGAAGAGGAUCAUGCAUGGUUGGAACUUUUGAACAAAAAGAGAGAAACAGAUGGACUUACUCUGGUAAAUCAAGCUGAUUUUGAACUUUUAAUGGACAGAUUUGAAAAAGAAGCAUUUUUCCAAAGUCAGUCCUCAGGAAAGGAUAUUGGUCCUCCUAUUGAUGAAGAUGCUGUUUGUAGUAUUUGUAUGGAUGGUGAAUGUCAAAAUAGUAAUGUGAUUUUAUUUUGUGACAUGUGUAACUUGGCUGUGCACCAGGAAUGUUAUGGUGUUCCAUAUAUUCCUGAAGGACAAUGGUUGUGUAGGCGGUGUCUUCAGUCUCCCUCUCGAGCAGUUGAUUGUUGUCUAUGCCCAAAUAAGGGUGGUGCUUUCAAACAAACUGAUGAUGGAAAAUGGGCUCAUGUGGUUUGUGCAUUAUGGAUACCUGAAGUUGGGUUUGCAAACACAGUAUUUUUAGAGCCCAUAGAUAGUAUGGAGAGAAUUCCUCCUGCACGAUGGAGGUUAUCAUGUUAUAUUUGUAAACAGAGAGGGACAGGGGCAUGCAUUCAGUGCCACAAAACAAACUGUUAUACUGCAUUUCAUGUGACUUGUGCUCAGCAGGCAGGACUUUAUAUGAAAAUAGAACCUGUUAAAGAGCCUAGUGGUUUAACUGUGACUGUUCGUAAAACAGCCUAUUGUGAUGUUCACGCUCCAGCUGACUCAGACUGUACACCUAUGUUAAAUGAUAGUACUACAUCAGAGGAGGAAAAAUCAGCUGAUGCUAAAGAAAAAUCUCGAUUAAAAAUGAGAAAAGCAAGAAAAAUCCUAGCUGAGAAAAGAAAUGCCAUGCCAGUUGUUUCUAUUCCAAUAAUUCCACAGCUUAGACUUACAAAUAUAGGUAAUAUGCUUAACUUGCCAAAGAAGCAACCAUUCAUAACAAGAUUGUUAAGUUAUUGGACAUUAAAAAGACAGUCUCGGAAUGGUGUUCCACUACUCAGGAGAUUACAAUCCAAUCACAUGACCAGGAACAAAGAGCAGACAAAAAAUGAUAAACAAAGUAAUGCUUUGAAAGAACAACUGAAGUACUGGCAAAGAUUAAGACAGGAUUUAGAGAAGGCUAGAUUGUUGGUGGAGUUGAUUAGAAAAAGAGAAAAGCUUAAAAGAGAACAGCUUAAGGUUCAACAACAAGCAAUGGAGAUGCAGUUACAACCAUUUGCUGUUCUGUUACGGCAUACCUUAGAUCAGAUCCAAGAAAUUGAUAAUUCAGGUUUCUUCUCUGAACCUGUAUCCUUAGAUGAGGUACCAGAUUAUCUUAACUAUAUUGAUAAACCUAUGGAUUUUACAACAAUGAGAAAGAAUAUAGAUGGCCACUCCUACAAGACCAUGGAUGAAUUUGAGAAAGAUUUUGAAACUAUUAUAAGGAAUUGCUGCACCUAUAAUGCAAAAGACACAGUAUUUUAUCGCUGUGCUGUUAAACUCAGAGAUCAGGGCGGAGCUGUGAUAAGAGCAGCCAGGAGAAUGGUAGAAAGAGUUGGUUAUGAUCCAGAUACUGGCUUACAUUUAGACAGGGAACCAGAUCCUAUUGGUUCACCUGUUAUAUUAGAAGACAUUGAUGAUUUUUUGGAUAAGAGGAAAGAAAACUUGCCAUUAGAAGAACAACUAAGAAUUCUGUUAGAUAACAUGGAUGCUGCCAAUAAUAAUAGAAAGGGUAAACAGACCAAACUGAUCAAAAGAAUCAAAAAAGAAAUUCUUCGAGUUAGAAGAAAACUUGCUUUACAGAAAGGACAGAAAACAAGUGAUGCAGACGAAAGUGUUGACACAGGAACAGAUGAUGAUUCUGCUGAAGAUGAAAGUCGGCCAGCUACACCACAACCUCAACCUCGUAACAUUAGAUCAUCUUCAGGGUGUAAACCAGAGAAGACUCCAUCAGGUCGAGGAACUCCAGGCAGAGGAAGAGGUAGAGGGAGGGGUAGGGGCCGUGGAAGAAGAGCUAGUCAUAGUAGAAGUGAAUCUGAAUCUGAACAUCCUUUACCAGGACAUUUAGAAAAAAGACGAUCAUCUGAUAGUUCCCGUACAACAGAAUCAUCAACUUCAUCAUCAAAAACUGAGGAAAGUGGCUCAUCAUUAACCACACCAGCAGGUGUAAAUAGACGAACUAAGGUGCUAUUCAGCAAAAAAGGUUUUAAUUCAAAAAACAAUUCACGGUGUUCUAGUCCAGUAACCACACCUAAUACACCACCUAUCAGUACUCCUACAAGUAAGAAGCCAGGCAGGCCACCGAAAUCCAAAAAAGUACCUACAGACUCUACAGAAUCCCCUCAACCACCUGUACUAGAACCAAUGAAUAUAACAUCACCGAGGCUGAGAGGUCCAGGUAGUCCUGCAGCCAGAAAGAGAUCUGCUAGUGCUUUAGCAUCUCCUGAUCGGGAUUUACGACCAUCUCCACCGAAAAGGACUAGUUCUAUGGUUGAACCUAUAUCUCAAUUUGCAGAUCCUCCUGAUCUAACAAAAAAAGACAGUUUCAUGAGAUAUCGAGGACCAGAUAAUUUAAGAAGUUCGUCAGAAUCUGAAAGUUCAUCUGUGAUAAGUUCUAGUGACGAUUCAUUAUCGGAAAGUUCAAGUGGUUCAUCCAGUAGCAAUAGUAGAUCAGAUCAAAAUUCAAAUGGCUUACCAAAGUUGUCUGAGGAUGGUGGCACAGAAAGUGACGGAUCUAAUUCUCCAAGCUCAGCGAAAUAUGCAACCAUAAUAACCUCAGCUUCAAAGGCAGUUGGUGAAUCUAGCUUGCAUGAAUGUUUAACUUUCCCUGCAUGCACAAAUAGAACCAGCCAGCAUGUUAAGCUUGCUUGUGAAGCAGAAUAUGCGGAAAUUUUUCUUUCGGAUGAUAAGAACUCUUGUCUGAAAAACAAUAAAAUUAAAAAAGUUGUGAAUUCAUCUGAACCUUUUGUUAGAAUAAAUCAAAGUCAUGUGGCAAAAAUUUCUUCUGUCAUACCUAUGGUCCAGCAAAAAAGAAAUAAAUCUGCACCAGAAACAGAAAUGAAGCACUGUGAAUCAACCAAUGUAUUGAGACAUAAAAUCAACAGCGUUACAGAAAUGUUGGAAUGUCUCCGUGAUGACAGAAAUGAGAUAGGAAGGGCAAGAAGAAGUACAAGCUGUGAUUCAGAAGAACUGAUACCAUUGGAGCCUCUUGAUUUGGUUUGGGCUAAAUGUAGAGGCUACCCAUGGUACCCUGCUCUUAUAAUAAAUCCUAAAAUGCCUAAGACUGGUUAUUUCCAUAAUGGAGUUCCUAUUCCUGUCCCACCAGAAGAUGUUCUUCUUCUCCAGAGAAAGUAUGAUGAACAUGUCUACCUCAUACUCUUCUUUGAUACAAAACGUACAUGGCAGUGGCUUCCAAGAAACAAGUUAGAACCUUUAGGUGUAGACUCUGGCUUAGACAAAGCUAAAUUAUUAGAAAACAGAAAACCAAAUGUGAGAAAGGCUGUGCAACGGGCUUACGAGAAAGCUAUUUUACACCGGUGUAGUGUGACAGGAGAACCUAACCCUCUCUCGGGAGACUCAGAAAUUGAAGAUAUUGAAUGAAAUCCUCUUUUCUUAUUCUUGCUGUUAUAAAUUUUUCACUGACCAAAUAAUUCGCUCUUUUUGAUAAAUUAUCUGGCAUUAUUGAAAUGAAUAUGGUGAAUUUCUUGUUCAAUGAAACCUGUAGUUAAAUUGAUUUAUUAUAAAUCCCAGGUUGGAUAUUUUUUUAUUGAAAGCAGUUUGAUUGUACUUGCAGUAUUUUCUACAGUGUAUGUAGGAAAUUAUUUUUAUAAAACAGGCUGGUGUUUUCUUGAAAAGUUAGCUUCAUGAUUUUGACAGUCUUACUUUUUCUGUCUUACAGGUUGAAAAGAUUUGUGUAAGAAAUUUGUUUUGACUGCAAUUCAUCUGUUUAUUUAGAGUAAAAACAAAUAAAUCAUAGGGACACACACUGUUAUGAAAUUAAAAAAAGUCAAUAGUUCAAAAUGCUUUAUAAAAAUCUGUUAGGUUAAUAUAAAGUUUCACAGCAUAUUUAAAUAUAAAUAAUCAAAAACUUUGUUAAGUUACAUCGUGCAUCUUCAGAACGGCAGCAUAUGUUGGAAGGUUGAGACAAUUUUAAGAAAUUGGGAAAAUUUUUAAUUGUGAAGACUUUCAUACUAUUUGAUUGUAUACUUUAAAUGAUUAAUUGUAUACAAAAAAGAGUUAUAAAAUGUGUAAGAGGUUAUUUUUGAAGAGUUUGAAGUUUUAAAUUGUUUUAAAUGUUGAGAGGUUUCCUAUGUGUAUAUGUUUUAAUGUUACAGUGUUGUUAGGUGCCAGGGUGAUAUAAACCUUUGUUUUUAUAUACUGUUAGAUUUUAUGGUAUAUAUUUAUUGUCAAGUUUAAAUACUCUUUUGUUUUAUAAAAGCUGACACUGUCAUACAUUAUGGAUAGACUAAUGUUUUUAUGUUUUUGAGAAAUCUAAAUAUCUGUAUAUUGGAUGAAAUUUUGCAAGAGUGCUAUUAUUUAUGCAAUUUUUGUACAGAUUCUCAUUUAACUUAUCAAUAAUUAGACCUAGUUAGAUACUUAACUGUGAUAGCAUCCUUUAGAGAAGAAAAUCCAGUUCUAGAAGAAUAAUUUGAAAACUAGGGUCUAGCAAAUUGAACUGAUGAAAAAUCAGCAAGGCGAAGUAUAGAAGUCUCUUCAUUUAAAAAAAAACCAAAAUAGUACAAGAAAUAUUUUGUUAUUCUGUUCAGGCUAACUAUUAAAAAAAACUAUUUUCCAAAUUGUGAGUUGUAAGGAGGUUUUUAUAUGGUUUUAUUCUUACUAACUAAAACAUAUAUUAAAAAAAUGGGAAAUGUUGUAAACCCACAUAUAGUGUUUGUUGCUACAUGCUACAUGUACUUGAAUAAAAUGUUACAUUGUUGAAUCAAUUUAAGUGUGCAAUUUAGUCUAUUGAUCUAUUGUGAUAAUUGUUUAUAUUACAACGUAAUAAGAAUAAAAAUAGACUAUUUUGCAUGUCAGAUUUAUUUUCAUGAAUUCUUGUAAACAAAACAUGAUUAAUCUACUGCCAACAUUUCAUUUAUCUCAUUUGUCUCAAUGAUUUUUUGAAAAUUCACAGUAAACAAUUUAUAAAGUUUCUACUUUCAUUAUUAUUUGUAAUUCAUUGCCAUAUUUUGAAAAUGAUCAGUAUUGUAAAUACUCUGUUGUAUCAACCAUAAUAAAUUAACUUCCACUUUC
Mytilus trossulus (common blue mussel) is the source of this 5927-nucleotide messenger RNA. RefSeq names its product peregrin-like. The record is from RefSeq and is a predicted model, not a curated record. The transcript has 17 exons. Lineage: Eukaryota; Metazoa; Mollusca; Bivalvia; Mytilida; Mytilidae. Gene Ontology annotation, biological process: regulation of transcription by RNA polymerase II. Bases 75 to 4277 code for a protein of 1400 amino acids. Gene Ontology annotation, molecular function: protein binding. Gene Ontology annotation, cellular component: MOZ/MORF histone acetyltransferase complex.